Molecule: messenger RNA, 1707 nt
Organism: Sporothrix brasiliensis 5110
Lineage: Eukaryota; Fungi; Ascomycota; Sordariomycetes; Ophiostomatales; Ophiostomataceae
Product: tRNA pseudouridine synthase 3
Exons: 1
Coding region: 1-1707 (568 amino acids)
Biological process (GO): mRNA pseudouridine synthesis; tRNA pseudouridine synthesis
Cellular component (GO): nucleus; cytoplasm
Molecular function (GO): RNA binding; pseudouridine synthase activity
Source: RefSeq, a predicted model, not a curated record
AUGACCGACUAUACGCGGUGGACCAAAGAGGCGUUGGUCCAGCGGAUCCAGGAGCUCGAAGAGCAGGCGGUGCUGACCGAGCAGAAUGGACUGUCUGGAGGCCCAACAAUAUCACAGCUGGCACCCUCGACCACCCCAAAACCAAAAAAGACCAUCGACCCCAGCCGGUAUGGCACGCGGUAUAUUGCGCUGCGAAUCGCCUACCUGGGUAAACGGUAUGGCGGCUUCGAGUACCAGCCGUCAGGCGCACUGCCGAGUGUUGAGGAGGAGCUGUGGAAGGCGCUGGUCAAGGCGUGCCUGAUCUUCCCCGAGCCCGGCGCGGCGGCGCAUGAGGUGGACUUUAACAUUUGCGAGUACAGCAAAUGCGGCCGCACAGACCGGGGCGUCAGCGCGUUCGGUCAGGUCGUGGCCCUGCGCGUUCGCAGCAACCGGAAGCGGACGGCCAAGGUGGUGGAGAGGGGCGAGGAAGAUGGGGCAGAGGCGGACGGCGAGGGAGGAGGACGAGGACGAGGACCAGGAGGACCAGGGGAUGCGGCGACGUCAACGGGGCCGGAGGCCGGGGCCGUCGCCGGCGAGGAGAGCAGCCUGCCACUCCCGCAUGAAGAGAUUCAGUAUGGCAAGGUGCUCAACCGGCUAUUGCCGCCCGACAUCCGCGUGCUGGCCUGGUGCCCGAACCCGCCGCCCGGCUUUUCGGCGCGCUUCUCGUGCCGUGAGCGGCGGUACCGCUACUUCUUCACACAGCCAGCCUACUUUGGCUCCUCGCAGCCCUUGUCGUCCGCCGAGGGCGGCCCCUCUGAUGGCUGGCUAGAUAUCGACGCCAUGCGCACGGCCGCCCAGCAUUUUGUCGGCCUGCACGACUUCCGCAACUUCUGCAAGAUCGAUCCCAACAAGCAGAUCACCAACUUUGCACGCCGCAUUUUUGACGCCGACAUCGUCGAAGUGCCCGGCCUGCACGCAUCGCUCGACUACUACGGAGGGUCAUCCAGCAUCAAGGUGUACUCCUUUGACGUCCGCGGCUCAGCCUUUUUGUGGCACCAGAUCCGCCACAUGGUCGCCAUCCUGUUCUUGGUCGGCCAGGGCCGCGAGUCUGCCGAUGUCAUCCCGCAACUCCUCGAUGCGUCCGCCAACCCCGGUCGCCCAGCCUAUGCCAUGGCCGAAGAAGGUCCCUUGGUGCUGUGGGACUGCAUCUUCCCGCCGGCUGUCCCUGCGGACGCUCCCGAGGCCGCCAUCGACCACCCAGACGCCGGCAACUGGUCCGACAGCCUGGACUGGUUCACGGUGGCCGAGGAGGCGCCUGACAGCCGCAUGAUGCUGGACGGGCUGUGGCGCGGCUGGCACGAUGCCAAGAUGGACGAGAUCCUGGCGAACCAGCUGCUGAAUCAGGUGACAAAGACCCCGGUGCCCGGCCAGGCGCAGCUGCCCACGCCGCCGGCCAAAAAAAGCCACGUCUAUGAGGGUGGCAGUGGCCCGCGGCUGGGCGGUGUGUACGUUCCUCUCAUGAAGCGGUCACGCCUCGCCUCGCCCGAGGAGCAAAACGACAAGUUUGCACGAACAAAGGGCUUUGCUAGCUCGGCGGCCAUGCGCGAAGUGGGCAACUGGCGGACAGCCAUCCGGGAGAUGAAGGAGGCCGAGGCAACAAGCCGGACAUCCCCGGCAUUGGCAGCCGAAGCAGAGAAGCGUGUGUCUGCCCAGAGCGAGCAAUCAUGA